Dictyostelium discoideum AX4 is the source of this 243-nucleotide messenger RNA. RefSeq lists its product as hypothetical. The record is from RefSeq and is a predicted model, not a curated record. Lineage: Eukaryota; Evosea; Eumycetozoa; Dictyosteliales; Dictyosteliaceae. The transcript has 2 exons. Bases 1 to 243 code for a protein of 80 amino acids.
AUGCCAUCAGGAAACGGUGCCAAAGCUCAACAAAAGAGAGAAAGAAAUUUAAAGAGAAACGAAGGUGCUUCAAGUGCCAAAAGUCAACUAAAAACCAACGAAGCUGCUAAAACUACAAUUUGUAACAUUUGUAGAGCAAGCUUUUUAUGUACUGCUAAAGAAACUGAACUCAGAAUCCACUCUGAUAACAAACACCCAAAGAAUAAAUUUGAAGAGUGUUUCCCAGCAAUGGCCUCUGCUUAA